UGAGAAAGUGUGAACUGGCUAUUGCCUGGCAUCCUCUUUCUCUCUCCCUCCUUACUUUCUAUCUCUAUGUGUGCUAUAUAUCUAUGCAUUAUGACUUGUCACCGACAAAAGUUGUUUUUUUUUCAAUUUUUUAAAAGACGAGAUGAGAGUUGAAGUUUGAGAUAUUGAAGGCCAACCAACGUUUGUAAAUUGCACAAUGAUGUUUUGUUUUUCUUAUUAAUUUAGCUAAAACAAAAACCCUGCAAUACCCUUUUGCCCCCACAGUGAUAAAGUUGUGGAAUUUAAGCUUAAAAAUAAACAAUAACAAUAAAAAAGACCGUUCUUUCAAACUUGCUUCUUCUCUCACUCUCUCUGUCUUGGCUUCUUUCUUUCUUUCUAGUGAUUAUGUAAGAAAAAUAUUGAGAAUUUUUUUGUGAAAACUAAAAAGAAGAAAGCUUUGUGCUUUGAAUCUGUUGUUACAGAAGCUUGUAAAGUCUGAGAAAUGGCUUUAGCAGGGAGCUUAAUCCCAGCUCUUGUGGUCAUCAAUGCUUGCUUAUUUGUAAGCUUGUGUUUUGCUGCGGAUCCCACCGUUUUCCAUGACUUUGAGGUCUCUUACAUCACUGCUUCUCCUCUGGGUGUUCCUCAACAGGUCAUUGCCAUUAAUGGAAAAUUUCCUGGUCCUACCAUUAACGUGACUACAAACAAUAAUGUUGUUGUCAAUGUUCGGAACAAAUUGGAUGAGAGUCUUCUCAUAACAUGGGCUGGAAUUCAACAAAGAAGGAGUUCAUGGCAAGACGGAGUUUUGGGCACCAAUUGCCCAAUUCCCCCAAAGUGGAACUGGACAUAUAAUUUUCAGGUCAAAGACCAGAUUGGUAGUUUCUUCUACUUCCCCUCCCUCCAUUUUCAGAGAGCUUCUGGAGGUUUCGGCGGCUUUAUUAUUAACAACCGAGCUGUAAUUCCGAUUCCUUUUGACACCCCAGAUGGGGAUAUAACCAUUAUGAUUGGCGAUUGGUACACCAAAAACCACACGGCUUUGAGGCAGACCCUGGAUGCAGGGAAAGAUCUGGGAAUGCCAGAUGGAGUACUUAUUAAUGGAAAAGGCCCUUACAGAUACAAUGAUACACUCGUCGCAGACGGAAUUGAUUUUGAAACUAUUGAUGUUCACCCAGGAAGAACUUAUCGUGUUCGUGUCCACAAUGUUGGAAUCUCGACUAGUCUUAAUUUCAGGAUCCAAGGGCAUAAUCUGCUCUUAGCCGAGACAGAGGGUUCAUACACAGUGCAACAGAAUUAUACUAGCCUGGAUAUACAUGUUGGGCAAUCUUACUCAUUUUUGCUGACUACAGAUCAGAAUGCAAGUACGGAUUACUACAUAGUAGCAAGUGCUAGGUUUGUAAAUGAAUCUAUAUGGAAAAGAGUAACUGGAGUUGGCAUCUUGCGCUAUUCCAAUUCAAAAGGCAAGGCAAAGGGCCCCCUUCCAGAGGGACCAAAAGAUGAAUUUGACAAAACAUUUUCAAUGAAUCAAGCAAGAUCUAUCAGAUGGAACGUAACAGCCAGCGGUGCUCGCCCGAAUCCACAGGGAUCUUUUAGAUAUGGCUCUAUCAAUGUCACUGAAGUUUAUGUGUUGAAAAACAAGCCACCAGUGACAAUUAAUGGGAGACGACGAGCAACUCUGAACGGAAUAUCAUUCGUCAAUCCUACCACACCCAUCAGGCUUGCUGACUGGUACAAAGUGAAAGGAGACUAUAAGCUUGACUUUCCAACCAGGCCACUUACAGGAGCACCUAAGAUGGAAACAUCAAUCAUUAAUGGAACAUUUAGAGGGUUUAUGGAAAUCAUUCUACAAAACAAUGAGACCAAGAUGCAGACCUAUCACUUGGAUGGAUAUGCAUUUUUUGUUGUUGGGAUGGAUUAUGGCGAAUGGUCAGAGAAUAGCCGAGGCACAUACAACAAGUGGGAUGGAAUAGCCCGUACCACAGCACAGGUUUAUCCUGGAGCAUGGACAUCAAUUCUGGUGUCUCUAGACAAUGUUGGUAUCUGGAACCUACGAACUGAAAAUCUCGACUCGUGGUAUCUUGGUCAAGAAACAUAUAUCAAAGUUGUCAAUCCAGAACCUACUAACAAGACUGAGUUACCUAUACCAGACAAUGCCCUCUUCUGUGGCGCUCUCAAAAAAUUGCAGAAGUAUGUUCCCUUAUACUGUCAUGUUAAAAAAAUGAUCAAACUUUGUCACUCUCUUAACAAGGAGAAACUCACAUAUACUUUGUUACUCAUUUCAGGCCAGAAGACAUUUCUUUUGCAACAUCAAUCAUAGGCAACAAAUCAAACUUCUUCCUCACAUUGCUGAUGAUUUUAUCAUCCGCUGCGAUUCAUAUUUUCCACUAAAAGGAGUUUCGUUUAGAGUGUUCACUCCUGUAUGGUUUGUUUUAUCACUAUCAUCGCGGCUUCUUAGCGAGGUUUGUGAUCUGUGUGUUAGUAGGCUUGUAAGUUUAGUCUUGUUGAUAUGAAUCUUUCAGUGAUUUUGACCACCGCAUUCUUUUCUCAGUAGAUCUUCUGAAACAGCUCCCCUCCUCCACCACUUCUUGCUUGUUUAAUUUAUUUGGUUUAUCAUUCUUUUAAUACCUAUGAUUUAUGUAUUAAUAACAAUACUUCAAUUAAUUGCAGACCUUCUUAUUUGGUUCUUC
Molecule: messenger RNA, 2660 nt
Organism: Cannabis sativa
Lineage: Eukaryota; Viridiplantae; Streptophyta; Magnoliopsida; Rosales; Cannabaceae
Product: monocopper oxidase-like protein SKU5
Exons: 8
Coding region: 482-2290 (602 amino acids)
Cellular component (GO): plasma membrane
Molecular function (GO): oxidoreductase activity; copper ion binding
Source: RefSeq, a predicted model, not a curated record